AAAUUCAGUUCAUAAUUUCAAUUUUUCCUUCUGAAAAUUAAUAAAAUUCAGUUUAAAAAUGAACGAUGAUCAAUGGGUAGCUGGAAUAAGUAAGAAGGAUGCCGGAAGAUACAGUAGACAGCUGCUAGUCGAUGAUUUUGGUGUCUCAGGCCAAAAAAAUCUGAAAAACCUCAACGUUUUAAUCGUUGGAGCUGGAGGACUUGGUUGUCCAGUGGCUACUUAUCUGGGAGCUGCUGGAAUUGGAACUAUUGGUAUUGUAGAUUAUGACCAUAUUUCACUGGAUAAUCUUCACAGACAAGUUGCGUACAAGGAGGAUCAAGUAGGAAAGUCGAAAGCACAAGCUCUCGCUGAUAACAUCAAAUUGCAAAACAGCGACUUGAACGUACAAGUUCACAAUACUUCACUGGAUAGUUCAAAUGCAAUGCAAUUAUUCAAAAACUACGAAAUCGUUUGUGAUUGCACAGAUAAUGUGGCCACCAGAUAUUUGAUCAAUGAUGUCUGUGUUCUUCUUAAUAUUCCUCUUGUCAGUGGAAGUGCUCUUCGAUGGGAUGGACAAUUAUCAGUUUAUCAUUAUGGAUCAGAUUGUCCUUGUUAUCGGUGUUUAUUCCCUUCUCCGCCGGAUCCAAAUUCUGUGACAAAUUGCAAUGAAGGCGGAGUACUUGGACCAAUUGUUGGAGUAAUUGGAAGCAUGCAAGCUUUAGAGGUCAUGAAAAUUGCAGCAAAAGUUAGAACUACUCUUGCUGGCCAAUUGUUGCUAUUUGAUGGACGCGAAGGAAAAUCAAGAACGAUUCGAUUGCGAAAAAGGGAUCCGAAAUGUGAAGUUUGUGGUGAUAAUCCAACAAUUACUGCUCCAAUCGAUUAUGUUUUAUUCUGUGGAGCAGGUGCUCAUGACAAGAUCGAAAAUCUUAAAUUAUUAGAAUUGUCGGAUCGCGUGAAUGUUACAGAGUAUCGAAACAAAAGAAGAGAACAAAAACCCGUUCUACUGGAUACACGACCAUCGUUGGAAUUUGAGAUUGCACACCUGCCUGAGGCAAUCAAUGUCACUCUCAAGGAAUGCCGAUCUCUCUCAGCUGAAGACAUCUCUAAUCGUCUAGGAUUGCAAAACACUGAACAUUCUGAUGUCUUCGUGAUCUGUCAUCGAGGAAAUGAUUCUCAAAGAGCUGUACUACUUCUCAGAGAAAAAUUAGUCGAUAUAAAAUUUCGAGAUAUCAUUGGAGGAUAUGAGCAGUGGGCUCUGAAAAUUAAUGAUAUGUUCCCAUUGUAUUAGAAUUGUUGAAAUUUGUUUGAAUUGUUUCCAAAUUGUUUUAUUAAAUAUCAAUUAUUUAAAAAGAUGAGGAAGUGAUUCAAA
Molecule: messenger RNA, 1348 nt
Organism: Caenorhabditis elegans
Lineage: Eukaryota; Metazoa; Nematoda; Chromadorea; Rhabditida; Rhabditidae
Gene: moc-3
Product: Molybdopterin-synthase sulfurtransferase
Exons: 7
Coding region: 59-1267 (402 amino acids)
Biological process (GO): tRNA wobble position uridine thiolation; tRNA thio-modification; Mo-molybdopterin cofactor biosynthetic process
Cellular component (GO): cytoplasm; cytosol
Molecular function (GO): nucleotidyltransferase activity; molybdopterin-synthase adenylyltransferase activity; sulfurtransferase activity
Source: RefSeq, marked reviewed